Messenger RNA from Ceratosolen solmsi marchali, 1809 nucleotides. RefSeq lists its product as uncharacterized. The record is from RefSeq and is a predicted model, not a curated record. The transcript has 7 exons. The coding region runs from base 1 to 1515 and encodes 504 amino acids. Lineage: Eukaryota; Metazoa; Arthropoda; Insecta; Hymenoptera; Agaonidae.
AUGGUGCAUCGGCCGUUGGCGCCACUCUGUGUUGACGUGCCGGAAUUCUUCCCCAAAAGACCGGGAACUUGGCCCAUCGAGGAUCACACGAAGCCACUUCAAUUCUAUCCCCCUACGUCCAACAGUCCUUAUCAUGAUGAAUUGUUCCCCUACAAGGGACAUGUCGCUAACAGGAAAACCGUCACCCUGUACCAACAGCAACAACAACAGCCGCAGCAGACGUCAUCGCAGGCUGCGGCGGGCAUGUGCUCGACAAUCCUACAUCGCCCAAUCAGAAUCCAGGAGUCCGUGACCAAGUCGCCGAUGCCGCAGCAGAGCACCAUCCACAAGAGCCCGACCCCCAUACCCGUUUAUCAAAGACCCGGGAAACUCAUCACCGACUACCCUCAAAGGCGUAAAAACCAGGGUGUAGACUUCAACAACCUCAUACUCCUUACCAAGAGCGCGAUGAAGGUCAGACGUAACCAGAUCAAGGGACCGAAGAAGAGUCUCGCCGAGGCCGCCACUAGCAGACUCCUACAAUCCUCGAACACCUCGACCGCAGCCACCGUAGUAGCAGCAGCUGCAGCCGUCAAACCCAAUACUUCGACGAGCCGGUGGUUGGAUAAGGGAUCACAGCCGCGCAGAGAACGAGAGUACCUGACCGUGUGCACGAGCAUCCCGCGCUCGGCACAUGGACGCAGGUUCGGGAGCAAAGAAUCACCGGAGGACGAGGCCGGGGGCUCGGAGACGCCCGGGACCAAGCGCCUCUACAGGGACGUGCUUGGUGGGAAUCAAAUCGAGGAGGCGGCUGGUUUCGAGGGGAGGUACGACGAGCUCGAGAGGCAGGCCAUGGAGCAGUACAGGACGUCCGAGGAGUGCCUCGCGCUUCGAUACCAAGAACUAGAGCAACAGGCCAUGGAACAGUACAGAAAUGCUGAAAGCUCCGAAAGCAUUAAUAUGGAAUUCGAGAGUCAUUCGUUAAAUCCUCAAAACGACGGCGAAGGAGUCAAUAACAUUGCCAACGAUGACGUCAAUCCAGAGACUCGCGAAUGCUCAUCGGGGUUUGGAAAGUACAAUCAUUCAAAAAAAGCUCUCGUCGACGACGAAAAAGGUAACGAGCAGCGUAUCAAGAUCCUGAAGCCGAUGAGCAAAUCCGCAGCGAUUGUGCACCGAGUAGCAAGUGAAGGGAGUUUGCGACCCAUCGCCGUUGCUAAAAGAUUAACCGGAAUUAACGGAAACAGCAGCUACGGACGCGAGUCGAAAAACACAAUUAGGGGUGCAUCGAGAGAGAAGAUUGUGAAAACGUCAUCGUUGUCGUCGUUAAAACGCCGCCUGAUGCCGAUGUCACCCUUGGAUUACAACAAAUCGGGCGUCUAUCUGACGAAGAACGCGAGCCUUGAUCCGGUGAAAACUGUGCAGACCCUCGACAAGCACGUAGCCGCUUACUAUCGAAACACCAAAGUCAUCCAGACUGGAAGCGGCGACGAUAAAGCCAACAACGCCGGAGUGUGGCUAUCUGACUUUUGGAGCUAGUCCAACAAGAUAAUGCCAGUCGCAGGGACAGAUUUUAAGAAACACGAAAUGAAGUCCUUUACUUACCACUGAGAUAAGUUUAAUUUUGUAUCAAAGUAAUUUGAGUUCUGGUUGUAAAGCGAACAUAUCGCCGGACGCAUUCAUAUUUUCUACGUUAGAAUAAUGACUAAUAAGAUUGUUUUAAGUUGAAAAACUAUUGCAAAAGUAAAAGUAACUAGAAAAAAUUGCAAGUUUAAUGUAAACAAUAUAAUUUCGUUUCGUCCUUUACCUCGUAUGAAAGACAAAAAAGAAAAA